This is a messenger RNA of Neohortaea acidophila, 750 nucleotides long. RefSeq names its product Scytalone dehydratase-domain-containing protein. NCBI's taxonomy places the organism in Eukaryota, Fungi, Ascomycota, Dothideomycetes, Mycosphaerellales, Teratosphaeriaceae. Bases 273 to 710 code for a protein of 145 amino acids. The transcript has a single exon. The record is from RefSeq and is a predicted model, not a curated record. Gene Ontology annotation, biological process: melanin metabolic process. Gene Ontology annotation, molecular function: scytalone dehydratase activity.
GCCUCGUGUCGCCUCUUCGGCCAUCCAACAGGCCCGCGCUUAGAAUUAGUGGAUUGUCAAUUUGGCAACAUGCACUUGCGAGGGCAGAUGAGGUAUAUAAGUGGUUAUCCGUUCGCUUCCCAGGACGAGUUCGAGUGAGCUCGCACCGUCUUCAUCUUCAAUCGCAUCAUCAACCCCCAUCGACCACACUCCACCAUGUCUUCCUCGUCAGCAUCUCAAUCCACACCCCUCAGCAUCACAGACUACAUCGCCCUCAACAACCUCCUCUUCGAAUGGGCGGAAAGCUACGACAAGCAAGACUGGGCGCGGCUGAAGCCCUGUCUAGCCCCGGCCAUCACGCUCGACAUGCGCGCCCUGCUGGCCCGCUCAAAGAACGCCUCUCCCCCGACGAGUUCAUCGCCAUCCACGCCAGUCCGAAAGUCAUUGGCGACCCGCGCGUCAAAACGCAGCACCUCGUUGGCGUGUCGCGGUGGAGUGGAGUCGAGGCGGAUGGGAGCGUGAGGGGCUCGCAUCAGCUGCGGGUUGCGCAUCAGCGGUAUGCGGAUGAGGGGUUGAAGGAGGUGGUGAAUAAGGGGCAUGGGUAUGGGGUUGUGCAUCAGAGUUAUGCGAAGGUGGAGGGGGAGUGGAAGAUUACGGGGAAUGCGCCGACGGUGGAUUGGUCGGAGUAUGAUUUGUUUGGGACGAUGAAUCCGGAUGCUAAGAAGGACUGAGGGCGUCCUUUGUAUAGAGUUCAGAUUGUUUUUCGUAAAG